CCCUUAGACUACUGGGCGAGAUGCAGCAAGAAAUGCAACAGCAAAAAAAGGAUGAAACACAUCAACACAUAAAAUCGCAAGAGGCAAUUGCGGAAAUUCGAGCCAAAAAGGACGAGAACGAAAUGUUGUUGGGUGAUAUUUCACAAAAACUGAACACAUUGAAAUCAGACUUAUCAACACAACGAGAGGAAAUCAGCAGAAAUCGAAACGAAAACCUCAAACAGAUGGAGCAAGUAAAAAGCGAUCAAAAGCAAAUGCUCUCAAUGUUAAAUAUUCAUCGCGGCUCAUAUCGCUCCUGCAAAGAUGUGCAUACGAAAGCGUCUGGAAUGUAUAAUAUCCGAGGAAAGGACACUAUGGAUACAUUCGUAGCUUAUUGUGAGCAGGAUAAGGAUGGUGGAGGAUGGAUGGUUAUUCAGCAUCGCUUCGACGGAUCACUCAGCUUCGAUCGCAACUGGACGGACUACAAAAAUGGAUUUGGUGAAGUCGAUGGCGAGCAUUGGCUCGGACUAGAGCGAAUUCAUCAGUUUACGAAGGAACACGAUUGUGAGCUGCUGAUCGAGAUGAAGGAUUUCUACGAUAACUAUAAAUACGCGAGAUACUCCUCAUUUGCCAUCGGUAGCGAGAGCGAGCAGUAUAACCUGAAGAUUCUGGGAGAGUAUAGAGGCACGGCGGGGGAUUCAUUAAGAUACCACAAAGGAAUGAAGUUUUCGACCCCAGAUAGGGAUAAUGAUUUGAAACCAAAUUUUAAUUGUGCAACAAUUUUCUCAGGUGGAUGGUGGUUUAAAGAUUGCCAUUUCGCGUUUCUGAAUGGAUUGUAUCAAAAUGUUAGUGGACAGAAUCAGAGUCUAAUUACCUGGAUUAGUUUCAGCAACGAAUAUCGCGGCCUAAGCUACUCUCGAAUGCUGAUACGUCCGUUGAACUAACAAACGACGA
This is a messenger RNA of Anopheles darlingi, 933 nucleotides long. RefSeq names its product microfibril-associated glycoprotein 4-like. NCBI's taxonomy places the organism in Eukaryota, Metazoa, Arthropoda, Insecta, Diptera, Culicidae. The record is from RefSeq and is a predicted model, not a curated record. The transcript has a single exon. The coding region runs from base 21 to 923 and encodes 300 amino acids.